Dermacentor albipictus is the source of this 635-nucleotide messenger RNA. The record is from RefSeq and is a predicted model, not a curated record. NCBI's taxonomy places the organism in Eukaryota, Metazoa, Arthropoda, Arachnida, Ixodida, Ixodidae.
AUGGCGUGGCGUUUGCGACGUUUGGAUUUUGCUCCAUUUCCUGCGCAUCCCGUGUAUUUGUAUGAACGCACGUUCGCGCUUGACUCUGGCGCAUUCCUGUGGUUUGUAUGGGCGGUCUGCUUGACUGUUUCCUGCGUUGCACGGCUCUUUGUUUGCCUCGUUGACAUCUCUUUGAUACGUUCCUGCUUGUUGCUCGCUUUUCACGGGCUUCUUGUCACCCCGAAGAUCACCAUAAUCUCCUCCGACUCCUCCACAUCAAAGAAUUCCCCACCGCAAAAACUUAGUUGUUAUGGCGUGGCGCUGCUGAGCACGAGGACCUGGGUUCGAUCCCGACAGCGGCUACCGCAUUCAAAAGACUGUAUGGCCACUGGCACCUCUCGUGUCUUAGCAACAUGGUGCACAGGCUGCCGGGACGCCAUGCGCUUUGGCAUGUGGAGCAAUAGCUUGCCUUUAGGAACGUGGACACAACACUAUUCCGAAUGGAGGCAUCGUGGCUGCUCUGGGUACUUCACAGGCCGGCGCACCCGGUGGCCUGAGCGCAGCUCCAGGGAGAACGGCAUGCUGGUGCUGCACUAGGAUCGAGGAGUACCUCCACCACUUAAAAGGACGGAACGAGACCGAACGCUGUUAUUAGG